AUGAAGUCAGAUACUGUAUCCGUUGUUAUAUCCCCUCCUAGAUUCGAUUUGGAGUCUUAUGGAUCCCUCGACGAAGAAUUACUUGAACGCACCUGGGAUGGGAUUCUUCCAGACGAAGCAAGCUUUGGUAGUAGCUUCGAUCCAUACUUAGAGGAUGAGAAGAUUGAUCGGAGUCACGAGCGUGCAGAGGAUAUUCCAGAUGUCGGUCGAGACCGACAAAGCCGGCUCAACACAAAAUCCUCUUUUUUCCCACCAUCAAAGUCCACCAAGAGACAAGUGAAGACGAAGAGACAUAUAAGGAGAGUCGAUAGCGAGAGCGAGCAUUGUGGUGAUGAUGUUGAGGAGGGUGAUCCUGGGCAGCGUGAUCUACAGGAGGCAAAUUAUCUGAAGACUCUGGCGUCGGCCCCUAGCAAUGAUGACAAGCAUUCUGACCCCGAGAAAGACUACAUCGAGUCCUUCGCAAACGAUCUUGACUUAGAAGAAAUGGAAGAGGACGCCUUCUCCUUGGUCGAGCCAAAUGUGCGAGAUGCGAUGGUUUAUUAUAUAUCCCGGCACCCUUUCUUCGAGCACGACGAAUAUCCUGUGAAGCGAUCAGAACGAUGCCAGUUUAGCAAAGAUAUACGGGAAAAGGCAUUGGCUGCAGGGAUAAGUGAAGCCACUCAAGAUAAAAUAGUUGCUUACGUCAAGAAACUAUAUCUCUCUGCGAAUGGAAGGGGCCAUUUAUAUGAAGAGGGGUCAGAAUUUGGCGAGGAGAUCGAUGAUGUGCUUGAAGAACGCUUAAAUCCGCCAGGAAACACAAGUAAAGAUCGCAAAAGGAAGCGAGCGAGCCAAAAUAAGUCCAAAAGGAGAUCAAAAGAAAAAGCAAAAGCGCCUCCCAGUGCAACUAGCUCUCGAGAUAUGGGAGAACUUUACGAAGAUACUGGAAAUAAGGUGAUGAACCUUGCCAUCGAAGACACUGCAGAGCCUGUUUUGGAUACGGAUUUUACAAAAGCUCCAAUGUUGGGAAAGUUGCCCGUAUCACCUAGUGGGCAGCUAGAAGUUGUGCGCGUUGAUUCAGCCGAUAGUGAAGAUCCCGCAGUGCUCGGGCCUUCCGCUCCGACAAACCAAUAUUCCAAUGGAGCUGGCACGGACAAAGGCAUUCAUUCUCACCUGGUCCGGUCGAAGUUACAGGAAAGUCUGAUUUCUCUCGAUAGUAAAGAGGGACACCCAUCUCCCACAGCGCAUUUUUCAAACCAGAGUGCAAUUAAGAAUAAUCCAGACUCACUUCUCUCUCAAGAUCCCACUUUAGAUGACUUGAGUUUGCCAAAUUUCUGCCCUCCCAAGAAAUCAAGAAAUCACAGAAAGCGAAAGCUGCACAAGUCCAAAAAGACAUCUAAAUUUCGUGAGAGUUUGACGAUAUCAGAAGAUGCACAGAUUUCUAAAGUGGACGCCUACGAAACAAACCAAACUCUUGAGGGAGCGGCGAACAAGAAGCCCACGCCAGGUCCUACCGCGGCACGUACCAAGUCGAAGUAUUUCACCCGCUACUCGAGAAAGAGAGUUAAGAAACACAAAGCUGUUCGCAGUCAUACGAUAAACUCUACAAACGAUGCUAAAACUGCAAUUCCCGAAGCCACUCGGCUUAUCUUGCAAGACCUAGAACUGCCAUCUGAUUUUAUCUCUUCUGAUUCGACCUUAAGUGAUGUACCAAGUGAUUCCAGCUCCGGUGGGAACAUUGCUUGUUGUUUGGAGCCAGCAAGUAUAUCAUCCCUGGAUGAGUCUGUGCAGUAUCAUGUGGAACCAUUUGUUACACCCACUAAGGAAGUGAAUUCUAAAAAGGAUUCCAAUACUGCGAUGGUCAGACCGUCACGCCUCAGGCUCCCAAAGAUCUCACCGUAUUUCUUUAAUCCAGGACUCGAACCCGAUUCAUGCCUUCCGUUCCCGCCUCUCGAGGCCCCCUCUUUCGGUCUGGUCCAAGAGCAAUUGGCGCACGAUCCAUUUCGACUGCUCAUUGCAACGAUAUUUCUUAACCGGACACGGGGUGGGGUUGCUCUUCCGAUUCUGUUCCAAGUCUUUGACCACUUCCCGACUGUUGAGGCCAUGGCUGCAGCAGACUUAACAAGCCUAGUAUCUAUGAUCCAUUGCCUUGGAUUCCAAAACCAGCGGGCUAGGAAAUUUAUCCGUCUCGCUCAGACAUGGCUAGCAUGCCCGCCCGUCAAGGGGAAAAGAUACCGCAAGCUUCACUACCCUCGCAGAAUGGAUGGACGAGAUAUUGGAAACGAAGAAUGUGUCGAUGAUGAUGAUUCGCGAGUGGCUUGGGAAAUUGCACAUCUACCCGGAGUGGGGGCAUAUUCCCUUGAUAGUUGGCGGAUUUUCUGUCGAGAUGAGCUGCGAGGGCUUGCCCAGGAUUGGAAAGGUAGGGGUGCCCUGGAGCCUGGUUUCAUUCCGGAAUGGAAAUCAGUCCUUCCUCAGGACAAGGAGCUGCGGGCGUAUUUGACGUGGAUGUGGCUCAAGGAAGGCUGGGUGUGGGAUCGACAGACAGGGGAAAAGACCAGGGCGAGCGCAAAAGUGAUGCGAACGGCACUUCGGGGAGGGAUGGCUCAUGAGGAGAAUGGAAACUGGGUUCUCGAGACGUCACCUGUAAAGAAAAUUGCCAAUGGGCUAACGGAUAGUAUUCGAGAGCCAGGGCAUUGA
Messenger RNA from Aspergillus tanneri, 2673 nucleotides. RefSeq names its product putative pre-mRNA splicing factor. Gene Ontology annotation, molecular function: DNA binding; catalytic activity. Gene Ontology annotation, biological process: base-excision repair. NCBI's taxonomy places the organism in Eukaryota, Fungi, Ascomycota, Eurotiomycetes, Eurotiales, Aspergillaceae. Gene Ontology annotation, cellular component: nucleus. The transcript has 2 exons. The record is from RefSeq and is a predicted model, not a curated record. The coding region runs from base 1 to 2673 and encodes 890 amino acids.